Molecule: messenger RNA, 765 nt
Organism: Ananas comosus (pineapple)
Lineage: Eukaryota; Viridiplantae; Streptophyta; Magnoliopsida; Poales; Bromeliaceae
Exons: 4
Coding region: 1-765 (254 amino acids)
Source: RefSeq, a predicted model, not a curated record
AUGGACACCUUUAGUGUGUAUACUGCAAAUUCUGGCGAUUAUUAUGGUAGCAAAGCCAAGAUUAAUCUGUGGGAUCUGCCAGAUGUAGCGAAUAAUCAAAUAUCUGCGAGUGUAAUACGGCUCUCGAGUUUCGAUGGAGAUUAUGAAAAUUCCAUACAAGCAGGAUUUCAUAUGUACCCGGAAGAAUAUAAAGACAGCAAGCUUCAUUUUUACACAACUUGGACAUUGGAUGGCUAUAAAUCAACUGGUUGCUUUAACCUUAAAUGCGACGGCUUCAUACUGGUUAAUUCGGGUAUACUUACACCAGGAGAUGUUGUUGAACCUGUUUCUGUCUACAACGGCUCACAGUACUUCAUUACAAUCAGUAUAAAAAAGGAACCUAAAUCAGGAAAUUGGUCAGUAUAUAGGGAAGAUCUAGAUAAUCCGCAACUAAUAGGUUAUUGGCCUAAAUCUCUCUUUACGGCUUUAGCUGAAAAGGCGACCAUAGUUUCGUGGGGUGGAGUUGUCAGCUAUCCUCAAGAUGGAAUUGGGCCUCCGAUGGGCAGCGGACACUAUUCUUCUGAAUUGCAAGGGAAGGCAGCAUUUGUGAAAAAUAUUGAGAUCUUUGAUUCGAACGGCGAAUCCAUUGACCUUGCAAAUAUCGCAAAGCCUGAUGUCAAUCGGGGAGACUGCUAUAAUGUUACCGCACUAGUCGAUUCGAGAAAGUACGGACUGCAUGAUGGGUAUUUAUUUUAUUUUGGUGGUCCCGGUGGCUGUUCUAAUUAA